Molecule: messenger RNA, 2235 nt
Organism: Daldinia loculata
Lineage: Eukaryota; Fungi; Ascomycota; Sordariomycetes; Xylariales; Hypoxylaceae
Exons: 2
Coding region: 1-2235 (744 amino acids)
Source: RefSeq, a predicted model, not a curated record
AUGGCAUCAGCUGCGGACGAGUCGGAUGAAUAUUUACAAGGCGACGACUCUGAUGAUUUUUCGGACGAGGAUGUGCGGGCUAAUAGGUGGCACGGUCCUAAGUCCACAUGGCAGCGGUUCAACCACGAGGAAAUAGAUACGUUAACAGCGCUGAAGGAGAUUCGCGAUAGGGACUUAUCAGUUCAUUUAUACAAUGCAUUUGCGCUUAAGCAAGGGCAUAGGAAAACGCAAGAUGGACCGGUGCCUAAUAAAGAUAUCAAUGAGGCGACCGGACAGCUAGUUCAACCCGACGACUGGCUGCCGCAACAGGCAUGGACGGCUUGGCCUAUGCGCGCGGAUAAAGUCCCACCACCGCAGGACAGCGCCAGGAGUCUAUUAAAUAGUCGGGAUGAGAGAUUCACGUUAAGAAAGGCCGUUCGUGAUAUGCCGAGCACGGCCCUGGAAGAGAUCAUCGGCGCCGAGAUCUUAAAGACUGCUAAAGACAAAUUCAACGCUAGGCCCUGGGUCAAGCCGGAUGUGUCUGAUGAAGAAGUAGAUUCAGAAUUGCAAGAAGAUAUUGACGAUGAGGAUUCGGGUAGAGAGACGGAGGCUUCUACCUCGUCUAGACGUAAGAAGUCCAGGUCUAGGUCUAAGUCUGCUAAGCUCGAGGCCAUAAGUGGAGAUGAAAAGAUGGACGUUGACGAACUCAAACCUGAAAUCGAUCCUCUCAGCAAGUCGGAUAAGAAACUGAGGCUGAGACCGGUAAUCUCGACAGAUGACGACUUAUCCUACAGUCUCUUGCGCCCAUCCGUCCGGCAUAUUCUCACCAAGCUAGACGCGACACUCACUAUUCUCCAUAAUACACAAGAGUCAGCUCUGAAUUACCAGUCCGACUCAGCGGACUCAGAAGCGUCAGACACCUCGCAUCCUAGUAGCCGAAAGCCGCGAUCUAGACAGGGCUCGCAGACCCCAGCUGAUGGAAAAAAGCGGCAAGGCAGGCCACCUGGAUCUUUAUCUCAGAAUCGAUCUCGCAGACGGUCAAAAGUGAGGGAGGUGACAGUACCGCCGGCAGAAGACUCACCUCAGAAUGAGGAAGAAGGAAAACCCACUAGGAAGCCGGGUAGACCGAAGAAAGAAUAUCCUCGCCUCGAGGGCGAGACCGACCGAGAGUAUGCCAUCCGCAUCGCAAGAUUACAGAAAAAACCUAUCCCUAUAUUUUCUGAUGACUCCGACCCAAAGCCCGAUUCUGGCGCAGAAGACCCGGCGGGAGACAGCGGUAACUCCGGCGACGGGGAAGAGACCACCGCCGAGACAGGUCGCGGAAGACGAACACGGCGAAAGAGAAAGACAAACAAGGACAGCCGGUCUCCUUCUCAGGCCUCACCUGCUUCCGGAGGCAAACCCCGUAAUACUCAAAGAUCCGGACACUCAAGGACCCGUCUCGGCCUCCGAGACUGGAGAGAUGUUCUCGGCGCUGCGGCACUAGCCGGUUUCCCAGCAGACGCAGUCGACCGCGCAGCAAGACGCUGCGCCGACCUCUUCGGGCAGAGCAUGACGCUGCAUACCCUCGCCGAGGGCCCAGCCGUCUCGUCAUCUGGCCGGAAAGCUCCCCUGGGAAGGGUAACUACGUAUGUUCCUGGAAUGCCGCAACCGCCCUUGCUAGAAGAAGAAGAGGAGGAGGAAGAAGAGGAGAACCAGCGUACUCGUUCUAUGAGCAUGGCUCGCAGCGCAAUAUCCGAAGACGAAGCCGGCCCGUCUCAGCGCCGCGCACGCAGCCGCUCGCGAUCUCGGUCUCGGUCGCGGUCUGCGUCCGCGGCGCCGGGAUACUUCACGUGUUUAUUCCCGGACUGCCCUCGCGCCGCGGAAGGGGAAGGGUUCCUACGCCGGUAUAACAUGUUGCGGCACAUGAAGCUGGUGCACGGGUACACGCCAUCGGAAGGGGGGAGCGGAGACGAGGCUACGGCUACGGCUACGGCGACGGCGAUGGGGGCGGGGAUGCGGGAGGAGGUGGAUAGUGAGGACGAGAUGCAUGGUGCUGUGCAUGUCGAUUGGUUCUUGCGCCCGGUUAAGAUUCGUCGGGGAUGGAGGGCGAAUGAUGUUAGUGAGGAGUCUAGGACUAGGAGGAGCGGGUAUGGGUAUGCGCGGGGACGGGGGAGGAGUCGGGGGAGAGAUGGGGAGGGGGAGGGGGAGAGGGAGAGAGAGAGGGGUGGUGAGGAUAGAAAUGGGGAUAUGAGGAUAGGUGGGAGGAAUGAUUGA